Cetraspora pellucida is the source of this 987-nucleotide messenger RNA. NCBI's taxonomy places the organism in Eukaryota, Fungi, Glomeromycota, Glomeromycetes, Diversisporales, Gigasporaceae. The record is from the annotation of a GenBank genome assembly.
AUGGCUGAUGCUAGAUGUUUAUCAGCAUAUCUUGAAGAGCAUAUGAUGGUUCUUAAGAAUGCAAAUGCAGGAGAUUUUGACAAUGCAGUUAAGUGUAAUAUUUUAAAAUCUAUAAUGAGUAGAAAAUAUGUUCCAGUAUUAGCAAAUAAUAAUCUUGUACCUUAUGAUACUCCUGAUACCUAUGAAGCCAGAAUUCAACUACUAUUAUUAGAAGUAGCAGACAAUAAUACACAAGUUUUAAGAUUUCUUAAAAGUUAUUUAAUAGAUAAUUUUUAUACUUGGAUGAGAAUUUUUAAUCCUGCAGGCAUUAAUUAUAAAUCUAGUAUCUUAUUCUUUAGCACUAGUUACCCAGCUUCUCAACAGCAAAGGCAUACAAUUUCUUUAGAAGAUAUGCAAAAAGCAAUCCAAAACACACUGGUACAGCAAAAAACUAAAUAUCAAUCUUUAUUAGAAAAACAAAAAACUGAUUUUCAAUCACAAAUGACUAAGCAAAUGCAAAUACCAGUAAAUGAAAAAAUGCUUCCAGAACUUAGUCAGCUUGAAACAUACAAUGAACUAUUACCAAAGCUUUCAUUAGCAAUAUGUAAAAUAUGUCAGUCUCAUAUAGUCCAGAAAAAAGAAUUAAAAUUAGAUGAAUGGUUUUCAUUAUUGCAAUACUUGCAUUGUAAUGUAAAUGAUCUAUUGAUUACUAAUUCCUUUUUAGAUAAUGCGAGUGAAUUCGAAAAAGGUAAUUCCAAAUAUAUAUUUAAAUCAUUAGGAUGGUAUACAGAUAUGCCAAUUAGUAUAAAGAACAAAAAUGUUCAAGGUAUUCUUGAUUCAAAUAAAAAUCAAUUUCAAAUGAAGUUACAUGAAAAAACUUACACUAUCCUAACUUUUAGCAAGACUACAGAGGUUAAUGAACCAGAGCAACAAUUUUCAGAUAUGUAUGAUAGUAGAAUUCUUGCAGAAAGAUGCUCUCAGCUUACUGAGACAAAAACAGACGUAUAG